CUUCAAGGCUGAUUCCACACUCAUCUGCAACGAAUGUCCAAAUCCAUUCGUCUGGCGUUGGUUGGUUGUGGGUAUAUAGCUCAACAUCAUUAUAACGCUAUUUUGAAAUGCAACGGCCUUGCGAAAGUUACGGCAGUUGUCGACGUGAACGAUGAGAGAACUGCAGACUACAGCAGCAAAACUGGAGCUAAAGCCUUCAAGUCGUUGAAAGACGCGCUGACGUGGGGAGAGUUUGAUGCUGUUGAUAUCAUGUUGCCUCAUCAUUUGCACGAGGAAGCCGCUGUAGAGUGUCUGGAGGCGGGCAAACAUGUCCUGUUGGAGAAACCGAUGGCUGUAUCUCUUGCUGCUUGUCGGAAUGUGCUGGCUGCUGCUAAGAGAAGUGGAAAGGUCUUUAUGGUAUGUGAGAACGCUCAGUACUGGCCUGAGGUUGUCAAAGCCAAGCAGUUGAUUGAAGAAGAAGCUAUAGGAGAUGUCUACUAUGCUAAAGCUCACUACUGGGAAAGUCCUGCAAUAACAGACUUUGACUUUGACUCAUGGCAAUACGAUCCAGCACAAGUUGGAGGAGGUCUUUUGAUGGCUGGAUCAUGCCACUGGAUUCGACCUUUACGGAUGUGGUUAGGAGAAAUUGAAGAGGUCAUAGGAAUUACUGGUAAUCCACUAGCCCAUCGAAUAGCAGCGAACUAUGAGACUCUUGCUGAUGCCCUUUUGAGAUUUAAAAAUGGCAAGACAGCUAGCUUUACAGCACUGAUAAUCGACACGACUUUGUCUAACCAACCAUACUUCCGCAUUUUUGGAUCCAAAGGUGAGAUUACCAUUGGUGGUACAUUUAAAGGUGGCCUGACAUUGUACAAUGAUGAGUUUCCCGAUGGUAAGGCGUUUGAGCCUGUACACGGCUAUUUUGCUUCAUUUCCUUUUACGAUGAUGGAAUUUGUUCAAUGCGUGUUGGGAGAGAAGGUACCGGAUGUUUCACCAGAGUAUGCUGUUGGUGAGCCAAUGAUUAUGUGGGCCAUUUAUCGAUCACUUUCUAGCAAAAAGUGGGAGGCAGUAGGCUGUGUUGAUAUGGACUGAUCGACGCAUUGGAAAUACUAUACACAUGUCUGAAUCUUUAGUUGUUGACCUAUUUGUUGUGACCGUUUUGUAUAGUGGUUUUGAGUGAGUAAAUUUGUCUUUGAAUAUUUGCA
Messenger RNA from Corticium candelabrum, 1181 nucleotides. RefSeq names its product dTDP-3,4-didehydro-2,6-dideoxy-alpha-D-glucose 3-reductase-like. The transcript is spliced from 6 exons. Gene Ontology annotation, molecular function: nucleotide binding. Lineage: Eukaryota; Metazoa; Porifera; Homoscleromorpha; Homosclerophorida; Plakinidae. Bases 34 to 1068 code for a protein of 344 amino acids. The record is from RefSeq and is a predicted model, not a curated record.